AUGUCAGCUCCCGGAGAGAACCAGCGUCAGUCGCAAGACGAUGGCUCUAUUGAUAAUGCUAACGCCCAGGUGGAGCGAUCCGAAUACAACUUGGGCACUGUCAGCAAUCCCUUCAUCUCUACUGAGGAUGACGCUGUCCAUUUGGAUCCAGUCAUGGUGUGCACCAAGGGAAACUUGAAUGGGCGAGCCGGAUUUCUCUCGCCUGACAUGAUCGCAAAGAGUAUCGAUACCUGGAACAACAACCCGCUUUACGCUUCUUCUGACAAUGAUCCGAAUGAAAGAGUAGCAACUCUCGAAGAGGUCUUGGAUAAGAUUGUCUUUGAAAAUGAGCCGCCAGCUCCAGGCGGAGAGUAUUUUAUGGGACUCAGUUCUUUCGAGAAGGUGAGACGAAACGUGACAGUUCCUCUUCGAAUCAAUAUCUCGGAGGGGACCGACGAGAAGAAGAAGCCAAGUUGGGUUGUCCUUCGCCAUUAUCCUGACUCAGAAUUGGACAGUCUGGCGAAGUCGUUCGGGGGAGAUGAAGAUCCUAGUGUCGCUGAAAGCAUCAACAAAACCUGCCCUUCGCUGGAUCAUAAACCUCAUUUCCUCGCAUGGCUCCCCUUGGCGUGA
Messenger RNA from Cryptococcus amylolentus CBS 6039, 609 nucleotides. RefSeq lists its product as hypothetical. The transcript has a single exon. Lineage: Eukaryota; Fungi; Basidiomycota; Tremellomycetes; Tremellales; Cryptococcaceae. The record is from RefSeq and is a predicted model, not a curated record. The coding region runs from base 1 to 609 and encodes 202 amino acids.